UAUUGCGCCAUAAGGGAUGCAGUUACGUAUACGUGUGGUGAUAACGUCAGAGAUCAGAAAAGAGCCCAAAAAUGGCGUCAGGGAGCUAUGUAGUUCCGAGGAAUUUCCGUCUCUUGGAGGAAUUGGAGGAUGGUCAGAAAGGUGGCGGAGACGGUACCAUGAGCUGGGGGUUAGAGAAUGACGAUGACAUGUCUCUCACAUGCUGGAAUGCUAUGAUCAUUGGACCCCCCAGGUGCGCAUUUGACGGCAGAAUAUAUAGCUUACGAGUGGAGUGUGGUUCUAAUUAUCCGAACGUGGCCCCCAAGGUGUGGUUUGUUACCAGGGUCAACCUUCAGGGAGUCAACUCAAGCACUGGAGAGGUGGAUCCACGAACGGUCGGUGUGCUAGCCAAGUGGCAGAAGAGCUACACCAUUAAGAUACUUCUAUCAGAACUCAAGAGAUUAAUGACUGCUAAGGAGAAUGCAAAGUUGCCUCAACCGCCAGAGGGAUUAAAUUUUAGCCACUGACUUAAUUUGGAGCUGAUUUAUAUAAUUCUGUAAUAAUUAUAUACUCAGCUGAUCCCCUAGUCAUAUAUAUAUUUAAGCGAGCAUUUUUCACAAUGAAUAAUUUUAUAGUUAUAAAUCCUAGUAAUUGUGUGGUGUUAAAAUUAUUAAUUAUAUGA
Molecule: messenger RNA, 661 nt
Organism: Halichondria panicea
Lineage: Eukaryota; Metazoa; Porifera; Demospongiae; Suberitida; Halichondriidae
Product: ubiquitin-conjugating enzyme E2 variant 2-like
Exons: 5
Coding region: 72-506 (144 amino acids)
Biological process (GO): protein K63-linked ubiquitination; DNA damage tolerance
Cellular component (GO): nucleus
Source: RefSeq, a predicted model, not a curated record